Perca flavescens (yellow perch) is the source of this 381-nucleotide messenger RNA. Its product is annotated as hepatic lectin-like. The transcript is spliced from 3 exons. NCBI's taxonomy places the organism in Eukaryota, Metazoa, Chordata, Actinopteri, Perciformes, Percidae. The record is from RefSeq and is a predicted model, not a curated record. The coding region runs from base 4 to 381 and encodes 125 amino acids.
AAGAUGGACAAACUUCUUCUGCUCAUCAUGGCUGCAUCAGGGCUGAGUGCUGUCUCAUCAGCUGCUGGACUUCAGUACUAUUUUGUUUAUGACAGGAAGAACUUUACUGAAGCCCAAAGAUACUGCAGAGAGAAACACACAGACCUGGUCACUGUAGACAGCAUGGAGGUUAUGAAUAACCUGACCAACAUGGCAGAUUUAGACAACAUGUUCUACUCCAACAACAGCUACAGAGCCUGGAUAGGACUGUCUGGUAGCAGCUGGAGGUGGUCUCUGUCAGACCCAAGUUUCUACAAACCCGGGGAGACGGACUUCAGACAAUGGUACCCUGGACGACCAAACGCUGCAUACAGUAGAAAAGUCUGCAGGGAUGCUUUCUAA